This is a messenger RNA of Eurytemora carolleeae, 580 nucleotides long. Its product is annotated as exosome complex component MTR3. Gene Ontology annotation, cellular component: cytoplasmic exosome (RNase complex); nuclear exosome (RNase complex); nucleolus. The transcript has 7 exons. Lineage: Eukaryota; Metazoa; Arthropoda; Copepoda; Calanoida; Temoridae. The coding region runs from base 104 to 523 and encodes 139 amino acids. Gene Ontology annotation, biological process: rRNA catabolic process; nuclear mRNA surveillance; poly(A)-dependent snoRNA 3'-end processing. The record is from RefSeq and is a predicted model, not a curated record.
AUCCUAAAUUUCGAAGACUCAUUUUCCAAUGCUUACUUAGGCUGAUGCUGAAGAAACUGAACUAAGUCUACUCCUGAAGGAAUGCUUGGAAUCUGCAGUACGGAUGAACCUGUAUCCUAAAUCUUGUAUUGAUGUGUUUGUAACUGUACUAGAGGACGAUGGAGGUGUUCUUGCUGCAGCAAUAACUGCCACAGGUUUGGCGCUUUCUGAUGCUCAGAUUGGGCUUUACGACAAUAUCACUGGAGCUAGUGUUAGUAUUCAUGGUGAUGAAGUACUGAUAGAUCCAACCCUUGCUGAACUUUCCUCACAUCAAGGAGAAGAAGGGCAGGGAAAUAUAACAGUUGGAUAUCUGAACUCAUCUGAACAGGUUGUUUGCCUUGUAAGCCAGGGGGUUUUAAAUCCGCAGCAGUUUAACAAAGCUCUAGAUCUAGCCGUAAACCAGUGUGGAGUGUUGGUUCCAGCAGUUCAAGAAUGUCAGAUUGAAACCUAUCAGAAGAAAGUGGACAAGGAGCCGCAACCCUGAUUUUAAAAUGUUCAUAAACUCACCCUUUUCAAACUCUAUUUCUUAUUUUAUUACAGA